This is a messenger RNA of Spea bombifrons (plains spadefoot toad), 2659 nucleotides long. It is a transcript of the gene SH3RF2, whose product is annotated as SH3 domain containing ring finger 2. Gene Ontology annotation, molecular function: protein phosphatase 1 binding; ubiquitin protein ligase activity. Gene Ontology annotation, cellular component: nucleoplasm. The record is from RefSeq and is a predicted model, not a curated record. The transcript has 10 exons. Gene Ontology annotation, biological process: protein ubiquitination; positive regulation of proteasomal ubiquitin-dependent protein catabolic process; negative regulation of apoptotic process. NCBI's taxonomy places the organism in Eukaryota, Metazoa, Chordata, Amphibia, Anura, Pelobatidae. Bases 157 to 2337 code for a protein of 726 amino acids.
AAGAGAGUAGUGUGCUGAAGUUUCCGAUGCUACUGCGGCUUGGUAGAAGAUGGCUUUUCUUAUGAGUUUUGUGCUGUAAAAGUCACAAGUUCCAAACAAAAGUAAGUGGACCAUGUCACAUUGAUUCCUUUGGUUCAGCAGGACUCUUCAGAUAAUAUGGAUGAAUUAGUUGUUCUUGAUCUCCUGUUGUAUUGCCCCGUGUGUCUUGGAAAAUUGGAUGCCACUGCUAAGGUUUUGCCAUGCCAGCAUACUUUCUGCCAACCUUGCCUGCAGAGGUUAUUAAAAGCAAAGAAAGAACUCCAGUGCCCAGAAUGCAGGACCCAUGUCUUUUGCAACAUUGAUGAAUUACCAGCAAACUUGCUCCUAGUGCGUCUAUUGGAUGGCAUAAGAGGCAGGCAAAGCAUAGCAAGAAGGAACUCAUUUCAAAGAAUGGGGGGGCUGGUUGCCCAAGAAUCCUUCAAGAGGAGCCAAGAACCCAAGACAAACCAUGAUUCUCCACAAAGGCUCUUUUCAAAGGCCAGGAUGCCUGUAGAAGAGAUACCAAGUGUGAAAACACUGUCAACCCACAGAGGUCGUUUACCCAGUGAUCUGUCCUUCCACAAAGGAGACAUCAUUGUGUUGCGUAGGCAGCUUGAAGAAAACUGGCAUCAUGGAGAUGUCAAAGGAGAUAUGAAGGUCUUGCGUAAGAUGGAGCACACCCCUGCACUUUGUAAAGCCCUCUACAACUUUGAACUAAAAGAAAACGAUUGGGGGAAAAACAAAGACUGCUUGAAAUUUGUAAAGGAUGAUGUUAUCAGUGUUAUCCGGAGAGUGGAUGAUAAUUGGGCAGAAGGCAAAAUCGGGGAUCAAGUGGGCCUUUUUCCUCUCCUGUUUGUAGAGCUGAACCAUACUGCAAAACAGCUUUUGGAAUCGAACAAACCUAAAGGAAACAAUUUGAGAACUCCCACCCAAUUAAAGAAAUCUUCAUCAAAGGCUAAAAACUCAGAAUCUGCCACCAUUCGCAGAAUGCCAGAGGCAAGGCGAAAAAGCCCAAGACAAUACUUGAUUACAAAUGCAUUAAAUACAUUUAACAAGAUGGUUCGUUCUCCUGUAGAUCGGCAGACUCCAGAAAUCAGCACCCCGAUACUCAUUAGUUCCAGUAAUCCUACAGUCAUUGAGAAAGCUGAGCCUUUAUCCAGUUCACCAGUCAAGGUUAAUGCUUCAAUAUACUACACCACAUUUGGGGCACAAGGCACCGGAUCAUCCUUAGUUGCCGUUCCAAAUUCACAGCAAACUAUUUUGGCUAACAUGUGUGUUGCUCUACACCCCUACAUAGCUCGCAGGCCAGAGGAAAUGGAUAUCCAGAAGGGAGAAGGCCUACGUGUUUUGGGGAAAUUUGAAGAGGGCUGGCUCCGAGGUGUCUCGCUCAUGACAGGAAAAAUUGGUAUCUUUCCGAGCCACUGUGUUUAUCCAGUUUACAGAAAAUCUUCAAGUUCUUCUGACCCACAGCAUCAUUCUUAUCCUACUAAGUGGGUUUCAAGUAAUGCAUCAGUUUCCUCACAAGGCAGUGUCUCAGAGAAUGGCAAUAGUAAGCCUGCCAGGACAUUUUUUGUGCCCUCCACUUCAACAGAUCCAUUCAAAAAUAUCACAGCAACAUCAUCGGCAAUGAUAUCAGUGCCUCUCCGACGAGGGAACAACAGUAUUAUGAAAAGUUCACCUAGCCAGAAGACUGUGCAAAACAACUCUGUUGCAGUGGCCAAGACCAACAGCACCAGAUCUCCUACUACAACUAUACAGCCACAUCAGAUUCCAAAUAAUAUUGCACAACCUGGUGUAUUCGGAAAUGCUGAACCCUGGUCAAGACAAUAUAUUCACUAUGACACAUCUCUUGUUGGUAGAGGAGUUGAUUAUAGGAGAUACUCUACUACUAGCUCUGUGUUCUUGGAACCUGCAGCAAAACCAUCCACCUCUGCUCCUUCGUCUAUACUAGUUAAGCCAGACACACCUAAAGCUAGCUCUGAAAAGCAGGUGAAAACAGUAAGAUUCCUGAAUUUUAGCCCUCCACCAUUAAAGAGGCAGAGUGCUGUAUUUCAACCAGAUGGAAAAAGUGACCACGUAGUUCCAGUUUCCCCUCAAAAGGAUGCCUCUCCAACUAUUGAAACAGUCGUAUACUCCCCGGCGCGUGCAGGGUCUAGUUUGGUGCCCGAGGCCAGAAAAGUGUCGAAGAUUCGUAGUAUGAGCAAUGAUCUUACACCGUCAGCACAGCCAGCCCUGUCUUCUCCAAGCAAAAGAACCACAACUGAUUACACUAAAAGGUGGAGUGUCAUCUAUCAUACCCAAGAUGUGCUGUCAUCUUAACGCCUCUAUCUUGAAACCGGUGAUUUAAUUUGUGCUGGUUUUAGCCGUACUGGGGAAUUUUUUUUCCCUAUCUUCAGCACACGAAAUUAGAUUUUGUGUUUGAGAGUUACUCUAUAAUCUAUCAAUCCAUUUUGUCACCAUGGACAGACUUACUAUGACAAACAAACUAUCACUGGCAGGUUCAAUUACAAAUGCUUCUUCUUCACCCAUCCUUAUUAUCAAGCCAGGUUGGUGUCAGGCGUUCUAUCAAUGCUCUUUGCUACAUGAAGAUAUAUAGUGGAUUUGUUUUAGUAUGUUGACUGGACUCUUUUUCUCACUGGGA